AUGAAGGCAUCCACGUUAUGGUCUCUCCUCCCGUCUUUGCUCGCUGGCUCGGCCAUUGCAGCAAAGGUCCCCCUCUCAUCGCUCACCCCGGUUGGUAACAUUAUCCCGAACAAAUUUAUUAUCGAGGUCGACACCGAAGCCAACAUCCCCCACAAGCGGUCGUUUGCCCGAGAUUUGGACGCUGUAUACGCUUCCAUCCAGGCUCGUGAUGUGAGCUUCGAAGUCGUGCAAGAAUUCGAGAAACCGGGAUUAUUCGUCGGAGCGAGCAUUACGGUCCAAACUUCGGAUGAUGCAGCCACGCUUGAGCAUUUACCUGGCAUUAAGACCAUUCACCCUGCAAGACGAUUUGACCGACCCCAGCCGGUGUUCGAGCAUAUCGUGCAAGGACCCGAUGAUCCUCAUCUCCCACCUUUUGGAACUUCGACGCACCUUUUGACCGGUGUCGACAAGCUUCACGCCAGAGGUAUCCUCGGACAAGGAAUCAAAAUCGCUGUGCUCGAUACCGGAAUUGAUUAUACGCAUCCAUUCCUCGGAGGAGGGAUUGGACCGGGGAAGAAGAUUAUUGGAGGUUUUGAUUUCGUAGGAGAUGAUUAUGACGGUACCAAUCUGCCACACCCCGAUGAAGACCCCUUGGACCAAUGCCAAGGUCACGGCACCCACGUCGCAGGCAUCAUCGGAACCGAUGGCGGAAACGAAUACAAUUUUACGGGCGUUGCGCCUGAAGCUGAACAAUUCGCCUACCGAAUCUUCGGAUGUGAAGGGUUUACUCAAGAUGAUGUGAUCAUUGCGGCGCUGUUCAGGGGUGUGGACGACGGAGCUGAUAUCCUGAGUUUGUCCCUUGGUGGUGCGCAUGGAUGGACUGUUUCUGCCGGUGCAGUUGUUGCUAGUCGGAUUGCGGAGACUGGCAAGAUUAUCACUAUUGCUGCUGGAAAUGACGGCUCCAGAGGCUCGUGGUAUGCCGCCAGUCCUUCCUCCGCCAUCAACGCCAUUUCGGUUGGGAGUCUCGAGAACGUUGUCAUUCCCUUGCAAACAGCGAAACUCCACAAUGUCGAGCAAUCCUCCGUCAUCUACUUCCAACUCAAGCCCCUGCCGAUUGAAGGCGAAUGGCCUGUCUACGUCAUCUCGAACGACACCACCAAGAUUGACGAUGCUUGCGAACCUCUCCCGGACGAUACCCCCGACCUCUCAAAAUUUGUGACCAUUGUUCGACGCGGGACGUGUACUUUUGUCACGAAGCUCAAGCAUAUUGCCGAGAAGGGAGGAAACUACUCUUUGAUUUAUGACAAUGGCACCGGCUUCACAUCGGUUGCAGUUGGAAACUAUACUACCGCGUUGAUUCGGGCUGAGGAUGGAGAAUAUAUUGUCGAGAAAUAUUUUGCAGGCGAAGACGUCAAGGUCUCAUUCCCUCAGAACGGUGGAACUGUAUCGUUCCCGAACCCCCGCGGAGGCCUUAUGUCCACAUUCUCGACUUACGGUCCCACCAACGACUUCUACUUCAAACCUGCCAUUAGUGCUCCAGGAGGAAACAUCCUCUCUGCAUAUCCCACGACGCUUGGCAGCUUUGCUGUCCUCUCUGGCACUUCGAUGGCUACACCUUUUGCAGCAGGUGCCGCUGCCCUCCUCCUGCAGGUUCAGGGCAAAAAUGCGGAAGUGGCUAGAGCUGCUCGGGAUAUUUUCCAGACCACGGCAAUGACGAUCCGCUCGAAGAACGAGGAGGAUGCGCUGAUUGAGACUGUUACCCAAACGGGAUCAGGAUUGAUCAACGUUUACAACGCCAUCUAUUCGCAGACGACGGUCACGCCUGGAGAACUUAUUGUGAACGAUACUGCUCAUUUCAAAGAGACAAUCUCGAUUGCCAAUAACGGCGACGCACCCAAGACUUACAAGCUCUCUCACACGGCUGCUGGGACUGCGCUUACCAUCAAAGAGGAUUCCGUUUCUGCCGAGCUAGGCCCCGUGCCCCUCUCUGAUGCUUCUGCAGAGGUGUCGAUUUCUCCGUCUGAGAUCACAGUGGCGCCUGGUGAAACCAAGGAAGUCACUGUCCAUAUCCAGGAGCCUUCCGAUGUCGAUAGGUCGAGGUACCCGGUGUAUUCUGGAUUCAUCACUGUUAGUGCUCCUGGGGAGAACUAUCGGGUGACUUACAUUGGCCUUGCGGCUAGUCUGAGGGACAAGCAGAUCCUUGAUACCUCUGACGAGUGGAUUAAUGCGACCCUACCCGCCAUCGUCAACGCAACAUCCGAAGAAGUGCAAACUGGACCGGCCAACUACACUUUUGUGGAGGGCGAUUUCCCCGUGUUGCUCUUCAGGCUGGCGUUUGGUACCCCCCGACUUCGAGUGGAUUUGGUUUCGUCGGAUUCUAAGAUCCACACUAAUGUUCACAGUCCCCGAGGUAUUCCCAGUGAGGAGGGACAUGUCUUCACGUUCCCUCAGCGUACGAGGCCCGGUAGCUUCACGUUUACGCAAACUCUUGGACCUCUCGUCGAAUGGAACUAUCUCUCGCGACAUGCCGAGGUCGAAGGCGAGGAAUACAGUCCCUAUGCGCUAAGUCAACCCUUAUUCGCGAACGGAACAACCAUCCCCAACGGAUCCUACAGGCUCCUUGUGCGAGCUCUGAGGGUCACCGGAAACCCAGAACACCAACACGAUUACGAAACAUGGCUCAGCCCUGUGAUAGGCGUCAACGUUCCCGCUCCCAAGGAAGACUAGAGUAGGGUCAAGAGACGUGAACUUCUUCAUUUGUAUAAUCGACGAACAUACCUCAGGACCCAAUGGAAUCAUUAACUUGCGGCU
Messenger RNA from Coprinopsis cinerea okayama7#130, 2790 nucleotides. RefSeq names its product peptidase. The transcript has 19 exons. The record is from RefSeq and is a predicted model, not a curated record. Gene Ontology annotation, cellular component: cell wall; membrane. Gene Ontology annotation, molecular function: serine-type endopeptidase activity. The coding region runs from base 1 to 2706 and encodes 901 amino acids. Gene Ontology annotation, biological process: proteolysis. Lineage: Eukaryota; Fungi; Basidiomycota; Agaricomycetes; Agaricales; Psathyrellaceae.